Molecule: messenger RNA, 336 nt
Organism: Staurois parvus
Lineage: Eukaryota; Metazoa; Chordata; Amphibia; Anura; Ranidae
Source: the annotation of a GenBank genome assembly
AUGAUCCGGCAGUUCCUCUACAGCAAGUUCAGCCAGGACGUUUCUGAAGCUCCGAGAUCUUCAGUGGAGGAAGUCGGGGGAAUGGAGUCCACCACUAAGAGAGAUUUCCACAUUGGUGGCUUUGUACCACGGACACCACUCCCCACAAGAGUCACGAUUAUUGUACGGAUCAGGCCGUCACCUUCUGGACAGAGAACCUGCGUAGGUGUCACGGGGGUAUCUGACAUCCGGAGCCGGGACACUCCCUUCAAAAAGAGUUCCGCUUUCUCUACACCGAUAUCCCAGUAUCUGGACCAACCUGUUCCCUACAGCCUGGAGAAUUAUCCCAACAUGUGA